Messenger RNA from Lecanosticta acicola, 390 nucleotides. The record is from the annotation of a GenBank genome assembly. Lineage: Eukaryota; Fungi; Ascomycota; Dothideomycetes; Mycosphaerellales; Mycosphaerellaceae.
AUGCACAUCUACACAGGAGACGUUAUCGGCGGUGAUCUCCCGGGCGAGAUGUACCACCCGGGAGGCCGAGACCGCGAGCCACUGCCGGGGGAGCGAGGGGCUUCUGAAAUCGCCCGUCGUUUGCAGUUUGCCCUCGUUGUCGUCGAAUUUGAUCACGGAGACUGGCGCAAUUGCUUCGAACCAGAUCCCAAUCUCGCCGAUGUCAAGACCCGUUGGAGUGUUGGAUCCAAUCAGAAGCUCUACACACCGCUCUAUGUCGGCUACGGCGCCGGCACUUGGUUCUUUCUUCGCCCUACAGAAGACACCAAGCCGUAUUGGAAGAAGAAGAAGAACACCUGGACCUACUGGUUGAAAGCGAAGAUAGCUAGACCGCAUUUCUCGAUAAUCUGA